Messenger RNA from Hyla sarda, 1774 nucleotides. RefSeq names its product homeobox protein NOBOX-like. The annotation marks the transcript as partial. Gene Ontology annotation, molecular function: RNA polymerase II cis-regulatory region sequence-specific DNA binding; DNA-binding transcription factor activity, RNA polymerase II-specific. The transcript is spliced from 9 exons. Gene Ontology annotation, biological process: regulation of transcription by RNA polymerase II. The record is from RefSeq and is a predicted model, not a curated record. NCBI's taxonomy places the organism in Eukaryota, Metazoa, Chordata, Amphibia, Anura, Hylidae.
GGAGGAGGAGGAGGAGGAGGAGGAGGAUUGCAGGUGGAGAGGCAGCCCUGUGCCCUGGAUUCAAAGGAAGAGCCGUCUCUGCUCUGUUCAGAACAAGAAGGAGAAGACGAGUCCUCAGAGUACAGAACGGUGACUGUAUCAGGACAGAGAGAUGAACUGGAGGCAUCAGACCCCAGAGAAUUCACCCUUAAUGCUCCUGAGAGGGCAGCAGCUGACACCGGGCACUGCCAGCUAGGCCUUCUGACAGUAUGUGGGCCUCUGUCUGAUGCCUCUAUGGGGGGAUGCUAUGGCACCUACAGUACAGAGGCUUCCCAGGAGCCCCACUACUUUACAGCAGGAGGACAAUUCCAACCAGUCAACCUAAAAAUGGGAGGUCCCUACCCAACAACAGCUCCCAUUCCUCGGCGCUCUGCCCGAUGCGCGGCCUCCUGUAAACUGCCAGCCUUUGUAUAUGAUACAGGACCAGGAGGAGAGCGACCGAAGUCUAAAUGCCCAGCAGAAAUUCUUGAUGAGAUGGCACCACCAAGCAGAAAGAAGAGUCGAACGCUAUACAACGUUGACCAGUUGCAGGAACUUGAACGAAUAUUCAUGGAGGAUCAUUACCCGGACAAUGAGAAGAGAAAGGAAAUUGCAGAAAUUAUUGGGGUCACUCCACAGAGAAUAAUGGUUUGGUUUCAGAAUCGACGGGCCAAAUGGCGCAAAACUGAAAAAUCCUCCAUAAAGGAAGUCAAGAAAACCAUCCCCAGCUCUGUGUCUCAUCCUGAGGGUCUCACCCUGUCUUCUUCUGCACUUUCCCGACCAUCUCGACCAGAAACUGUUUCAUAUGCAGUAGCUUCAGGUCAUCACUCCUAUGGUCCACUAUCGGGCAUCAGGAAUGGGUUGUCUCUGGUGCCUGGUGCACUUCUUCAGAGGUCUCACUCAGUCGAGAUCUCUUCUCAGCAUGGAUCCUCUUGCACUUCAAGCAACAGUAAUGCAGGGCCCAGCCUGGGAUCACCAGGGGCCAUCUGCCUACCUCCAUCCCAGGAGUACCCACCCACAUUCCACAGCCCACCACCGCUUAGGCGGGUUGGACUGCCUAUGUCUGUGACCUUUAACCCCAGCAGUCACAUGGUUCCCCUGAUGCUGGACACGCCAGAAACCAGUUGCACUCCACCAUUAUCAUCUGACGGCGACAUGUUCACCUAUAACAUUCAGGAGUCCCCAAUAUCAGAGACUAUGAGAUACGGUCCACAAUACUUUCACCAGAGUAACCAACUAGGAGCUUUCCAGGUGCCCCAGUACACCCAGUACCAGCGCCAUCCAGUGCACAGCCUCACACCAACUUCUCCUGAGGACACGGCUUUCUUUGCUGUUCCUGCCAACAACACAGGCAUGCUGGCAUAUGGAAACCCAGGGACCUACCUGCAGGGGCGUCCGGCCGGGCAUAUUGUGCUGCAGCCAGGCACAGCAGGUGGACUUGCUUUUCACCCCUCUCCUUGGAAUGAUAUGUAUAUACAAGGUGCGCAGUUUACUUGCUCUCACCCCCAGACGGGAAACAUUCGCAGCAUACCUGAGCAGCCCCAGUAUUCCCAGUACAAAGCUUGUGUUCUGCAGCAUCCUCAAAAACUUACACAGACGAGCCCGACGGCCACCGAGAUGGUGGAGGACACCGAGAAUGAGCCUCAUGAUCCUGAACAAGAAGCUACCUCUUCCAUAUGACAAGAUGCUACCUCUUCCAUAUGACAAGAUGCUACCUCUUCCAUGUGACAAGAUGCUACCUCUUCCAUAUGACAAG